CACGUCGUGAGGCGAGAGAGGUGGUCUGGACUAUCAACGAGAUCUUAAAAAGAUAUUUGCGGCAAUUAUUCGCCAAAAUUUCAUUGAUAUACUUAGUAUCUACCUCUGAACUGAUCAUGUGACAGGAGUGAUGAUGUCACUGAUCAUGUGACAUGUGUGUUGAUGUCAUGUUAUGAGGAUUCAAUAUUGAAAUAAACAAUGGGAACCGUUGUGUCAUUGCCAAAACUAAGCCCCUUGGAAAAACAACUUGUUUCUGAGGGAAAAUUGGACCGCAGUGCUCUGUCUAGUCGUGCAUCCUGCAAGAUCAGAACACUUUCACGAGAACAGCAACAAGCAGUGUUUACACAAUGUCAAGGAUUGUUAAAUAAUAUCAAGGAAAGCAAAGAUAAGCAGCGAGCUGAGACGGAAGCAGCAUUGAAGGUUGAAUGGCAGGAUGGUGAAUCAGUGAGCACAGAGGAAGCUGAAGAUAUAGUACAGACAUGCUGGUCUAGAAUUAAUAGACAAUGUGCACAAUAUUACAGAAAGAAGAACUCUAAUAAAACAGUAACAGGAUGGAGAGUUGUUCGUGUAUUUGUCUCCUCCACCUUUGCUGAUUUUUUUUCUGAGAGAGAAGCUCUUGUUAAAAAGGUAUUCCCAGAGUUAAAAGAAUGGUGUGAGACACGACAGCUGCAGUUAAUUGAGUGUGAUUUGAGAUGGGGAGUACCAAAAGACACCACAACAGGAGAAACCAUAGCAACCUGUCUAGAAGAAAUAGAUCGUUGUCUUGAUGAAACUGAUGGUGAACCAUUCUUUCUUGGAAUGUUAGGUGAAAGAUAUGGUUGGAAUCCCACCUCCAGAGAAGUCCCCCAAGAUAUUAUUCACAAAUAUGAAUGGGUUCCAAAUUUAUCCAUGACACAUAUGGAAAUCUUACAUGGAGCCAUCCGGAAUCAAAAUCCCAAUGCUGUGUUUAUGCUGCGAGAUCCAUGUUACAUGUCAGACAUUCCUCCUGAUCAUCUGAAGAAUUUUCUUGAAGAAGAUGAAUUGCCGAAGUCACAACUCAAAGAAUUGAAAAGGUACUUACAUGAAGAGUUCUCUGAUUCUGUAUUUGAAUACAGUUGUGAUGUUGAUGGUGUUGAUGAUAGUACUGGUAGAGAAGUGAUACAACUUUCAAAACUAGAUGAGUUUUGUGAGCAUGUAUUAACCUUCUUUAAAGCUGCUAUAGAAAGAACUUACCCUCAUAGUGAACACACUCUUACACCACAACAAGAAGAGAAUGAACAGCAUAGGAAUUAUGUCCUACAAAAAGGAAGUACAGUGUUUGGUAGAGAUAGAGUUAUCACGAAUAUAUUAAGGUUUGCCGAGGGAGAUAAUCAGGGAAUUACUGAUGAGAACAUAUCAUUACAGAGUAGUAUCCGAGAUUCUGACACGAUAUCAAGCAGUGAUGACAUUGUGAUGAAUCAUCUUACAAAUGGUGAACUAUUAGACUCAGAUAAAAGUGAUGAACAGAAUGGCGAUAUCAGAGUAGUGGUUGAAAACUAUUCAAGUGAUGUCGGCAGUGAUUCUGUAAACUCCAAGGGCAGUAGACAAAGAACUAAUAUGAGGGUGAGGCAGAGUCGAGCUCCAAGUGAUAGUUGGUUACUAGUUGUUGUUGGUAGUCCUGGUACUGGAAAAUCAGCUUUGAUGGCAAGAACAGUCAUGAAUGCUGAAAAAGCUGGUUUGGAUAUAUUCUACCAUUUUGUUGGUUCAUGUCCAUCAUCAAUUCACUAUGAUAAUCUUAUCAAGAGACUAUGUAAAUAUUUACUGUCAGCUGAUGAUGAAAGGUUAGUCAAACUUGAUGGAGAGUAUUCUGAAGAAGAGAUAAUCAAAUUAUUACCAACUUUACUGAAGGAACGAUCAAGCAGGAGAGAACAGUUGUUGAUUGUCAUUGAUGCCGUCAAUCAG
Saccoglossus kowalevskii is the source of this 1920-nucleotide messenger RNA. RefSeq names its product telomerase protein component 1-like. Gene Ontology annotation, cellular component: Cul4-RING E3 ubiquitin ligase complex. NCBI's taxonomy places the organism in Eukaryota, Metazoa, Hemichordata, Enteropneusta, Harrimaniidae. The record is from RefSeq and is a predicted model, not a curated record.